ACUGUUCGACCCGAUUCGCUUAGUCCGUGCCCACUCAUAUAACAGCCCUAAUUAACACUCUCAAAUCUUCAAUCACUCGCUCGUUAUUUCAAAAUUCCGAUACAAAACAUACUCUGUAAAUUUCACGAUAUGAGCCGAUACGAUAGCCGCUCCGGCGACCCCGCUUCGUACCGUGACCGCCGAAGUGAUUCGGGAUUUGGAGGUAUUAGUACGUCUGCCAGCAAGAGGGUUGACUAUGACGGCGUGGAGUCUCCGCGGAAGUUGGAUUUGGAUGGUUUGACUCCGUUUGAGAAAAACUUUUAUGUCGAGUCUUCGGCGGUUGCUGCUAUGUCGGAAAGUGAUGUAGAUGAGUAUAGGCUUAUGAGGGAAAUCACGGUUGAAGGUCAGGAUGUGCCGAAGCCUGUUAAAUCUUUCCGAGAUGUUCGCUUUCCAGAUUAUGUGAUGCAAGAAAUUGAAAAGGCUGGCUUUUCUGAGCCUACAGCUAUUCAAGCUCAAGGAUGGCCAAUGGCUUUAAAGGGUCGCGAUCUCAUUGGUAUUGCUGAAACAGGAUCGGGCAAGACACUAGCUUAUCUACUGCCUGCAAUUGUCCAUGUUAAUGCUCAACCAUUUUUAGCUCCUGGAGAUGGUCCAAUUGUUUUGGUUUUGGCACCGACUCGUGAACUGGCUGUUCAGAUACAGCAAGAAGCUACUAAAUUUGGUGCAUCAUCGAAGAUUAAAAAUACUUGCAUAUAUGGUGGGGUCCCGAAAGGACCUCAAGUUCGUGAUCUUCAGAAAGGUGUUGAAAUCGUUAUUGCAACACCAGGACGAUUGAUUGAUAUGUUGGAAACUCAUCAUACAAAUUUGCGGAGGGUCACAUACCUUGUGUUGGAUGAGGCUGAUCGGAUGCUGGAUAUGGGAUUUGAACCUCAGAUCCGAAAAAUUGUUUCACAGAUCCGCCCAGAUCGUCAAACCCUGUACUGGAGUGCUACAUGGCCUAAGGAGGUUGAACAGCUGGCACGAAAAUUUCUUUACAAUCCAUACAAAGUGGUUAUUGGGUCACCGGAUUUGAAGGCUAACCAUGCAAUUCAUCAGCAUGUGGACAUUGUUUCUGAGAGUCAGAAAUACAAUAAAUUAGUGAAGUUGCUGGAGGAUAUAAUGGAUGGUAGUCGGAUUUUGAUAUUCAUGGACACUAAGAAAGGGUGCGACCAAAUUACUCGGCAGCUUCGGAUGGAUGGUUGGCCUGCUCUGUCUAUUCACGGAGAUAAAAGUCAGGCGGAAAGAGACUGGGUCUUGUCAGAAUUUAAAGCUGGCAAGAGCCCUAUAAUGACUGCCACAGAUGUUGCUGCUCGUGGUUUAGAUGUGAAGGAUGUUAAGUAUGUAAUCAACUAUGAUUUUCCUGGAUCUCUCGAGGAUUAUGUUCAUCGGAUUGGUCGUACAGGAAGAGCAGGGGCAAAAGGAACAGCAUAUAGUUUCUUUACAGCUGCAAAUGCCAGAUUCGCUAAGGAACUUAUUACAAUUCUCGAGGAGGCUGGGCAGAAGGUCAGUAGUGAGUUGGCAGCAAUGGGCCGUGGUGCACCUCCUCCCCUAGCAGGUGGGGGAUUUCGUGAUCGUGGCCGUGGCUAUGGUGGCGCUCGCCCAUGGCAUAAAUAAUAAUUAUAACUGACUUGCCCUGGAGAUCGGAGCCUAUAUGGAGUAAUUCUUGUAUUUCCUUGUAAAUUAGCAAGUCAACAUGAGUAGUGGUGGACACAUUCUGAAUUUUAGGGCUUCUUAUGAUCCAAAGGAUUUGAUUUUGAUAA
Messenger RNA from Daucus carota subsp. sativus, 1775 nucleotides. RefSeq names its product DEAD-box ATP-dependent RNA helicase 20. Gene Ontology annotation, cellular component: ribonucleoprotein complex; cytoplasm; nucleus. Gene Ontology annotation, molecular function: RNA helicase activity; RNA binding; ATP binding. Bases 130 to 1629 code for a protein of 499 amino acids. The record is from RefSeq and is a predicted model, not a curated record. The transcript is spliced from 10 exons. Lineage: Eukaryota; Viridiplantae; Streptophyta; Magnoliopsida; Apiales; Apiaceae.